Messenger RNA from Condylostylus longicornis, 1286 nucleotides. Its product is annotated as 1,5-anhydro-D-fructose reductase-like. The record is from RefSeq and is a predicted model, not a curated record. Gene Ontology annotation, molecular function: oxidoreductase activity. The transcript is spliced from 7 exons. NCBI's taxonomy places the organism in Eukaryota, Metazoa, Arthropoda, Insecta, Diptera, Dolichopodidae. Bases 62 to 1240 code for a protein of 392 amino acids.
AAAUGUCAAGUUCUAGUUUCAUAUUUUGAAUUCUUUGGAAGUUUUAAAUAAACAUCAUAAAAUGUUAUCCUUACAAUGCCAGAGCAUUUCGAAUUGGAUUUUGAAAUUUCCGAAAUAUCAUAAAACAAUUAUUGCUAAAAACAAAUUUUGGACAUUUGGCUCGAAUCCAAUACAUACGUUUGAACGAAUUUCAACUAAGGAAAUAUUGAAUAUUCCAAAAAGUGUUACAUCAAUUCAGUGCAAAUUUUUGAGCAAAAUGAGUUCUAGUGGAGCACAAAAAUCUGAAUAUUUAAAAGCACCAAAAAUCAAAUUAAAUAAUGGUUUGGAGAUGCCGGUUUUUGGUCUUGGUACGUACAAGAGUUUGGAAAAUGAAGGAGAAGAAGCUGUAAAAUAUGCCAUAGAUUUAGGAUACCGACAUAUCGAUACAGCAUUCUUUUAUGAAAAUGAAGGAGAAGUUGGUAAAGCAGUCCAACAAAAAAUUGCUGAGAAUGUUAUAAAAAGGGAGGAUAUAUUUAUAGUAACAAAGUUGUGGUGUACAUUCCAUGAACCACAAAGAGUUGAAUAUGCCUGCAAAAAAUCAUUAGAGAAUCUUGGAUUAGAUUAUAUCGAUCUUUAUCUAAUGCAUUUGCCAGUUGGUUACGUUUAUAUAGAUGAUAAAACUUUACUCCCUAAGGAUGAUAACAAUAAAUUAAUGCUAAAUGAUGUGGAUUACUUAGAUACUUGGAAAGCUAUGGAAGAUUUAGUUAGAAAAGGUUAUGUUAAAUCAAUAGGGAUAUCAAACUUCAAUAGCGAACAGAUUGAAAGACUACUUAAGAAUUGUGAAAUCAAACCAGUUACCAACCAAGUUGAAUGUUGCCCUACAUUGAAUCAAAAGAAAUUGAUAAAGUUUUGUUUGGAACGUGAUAUAACAUUAACUGCUUAUUGUCCACUAGGUAGACCAAGACCUGAUGAAAAAAAACCAGAUUUUUUGUAUUCGGAAGAUACUUUAAAUAUAGCUAAAAAGUAUAAUAAAACACCAGCCCAAAUCAUUUUAAGAUAUCUAAUUGAUAUUGGCACCAUUCCAAUACCGAAAUCAUCUAAUAAAGGAAGAAUAUUAGAAAAUUUUGAUAUAUUUGAUUUUAAAUUAAAUGAUGAUGAUAUUAAAAUAAUUGAUAAAUUUAAUACUGGAGAACGUUUGGUUCCAUUUGAUUUAAUAAAAGGGCAAAAUCAUAAAUAUUUUCCAUUUAAUAUUGAAUUUUAAAAAUUCGUAGAAAAAUUUUGUUUUUAUAGAAAUGUUAAAAUCAAAG